Molecule: messenger RNA, 3377 nt
Organism: Diatraea saccharalis (sugarcane borer)
Lineage: Eukaryota; Metazoa; Arthropoda; Insecta; Lepidoptera; Crambidae
Source: the annotation of a GenBank genome assembly
AGUCGACAUUUCUUUGUCUUAAUAAAACAUUGCCCGUCACCUGUUUUAAAAUUACGCAUCCUCGAUUCGAUUUUGCGCGGAUGAAAGUGCGCCUUGUUUAUAAAAGUAUUCCAAAAUGGGAAACGUAUUCAGUAGUGUUUCAACGACAGUGGAAAGCACAGUAACGAGUGAAAGUGAAAUAAUGAGUAACAGAAGUGAUUCUAGUGACACAAAUGGAAAUGAUAACGUCGAUGAGGAAUAUCUGGACGCUAUCAAUGAAGAUCAAGUUCGAGCUCAAAACAAGGAAGAUGAAAUGAAUGAAUUCAGGAAGCAACUGAAUAUAAAACGUGAGCAAAGAAGGCAAAUUUUAGAUCGUCAUAAAAAUGAAAAGCUAGAGUUAGAAAAAGCUUUAAGUAAUGAAAGAAAAUCCCGAUUAGAAUUCAGUGAAACGAACAAAUUACUUCGGGAAUUACUGUUAAAAAAUAACAUAGAAAUUCCAGAAAAUCUAUUGUCGAAUGAAAAUGCCGAACUGAGUAGCACUAUUGCACAAAUGAGAGAUGAAUUUGAAAAUUUAAGGACAAAUAACAAUCAAUUAAGAAGAGAUCUUGCAGAAUCAAAUAAUACACUGCAGAAAGCGUAUUCCGAUAUUGCAGACUUAAAUUCCCAAAAUAUAGAAUCGUUGAAACAUAUAUGUGCAUUAAAAGAAGUAGUAUCAGUCAGUAAAACCAUGAUCGCUCUAAGAGAGCAACAACUUGACGAGUUAAAAAAUAAAUUAAACGAAAUCGAAAAAUCUCUCGCUGAUAGGGAAGCCAGCAUGUUGUCUACUGACUUGAGACAAGAAUAUGAGCGACAACUACAGAACAUACGAACACUUCGUGGUUUGUAUGAGGAAAGAGCUCGCCUCGCAGAAGUUACAAGACAAAGCUUAGUACGUGAACUCGAAGAACAAAAAGUGCUAUAUCAAGCAGAAGUUAACAAAUCGAAGAAAUUAACAGAUAAAGUAAAAGAAUUAGAAGACAAAGUAGAUGCACUGAUUGAAACUAUUGAAAAUAAAAAUAGUGAGAUUAGCGUUUGUCAAGAUGAAUCGAUUGGAUUGAAGGCUGAAAUGACUGUUGUUAACAAGUUAUUUUCGGAAGUUCUUCUUGGUUAUAAAACCAAAAAGGAUUUGGAUAAAUUGGUACAUCGUCUUGAGGAAAAUCAUGGUAUACUUACACAAAUGGCUGAAAGAGAAAAUGACACGGAAGCGUCCACUGCUUUACCAAAAUUGCUUCUGGAACUCGUAAACCAAAUUGAGGAGGAAGAAGAUUUAAAAAAGGAAGAAGACCUUCACGAUAAAAGUGAAACAUCUUCAGAGCAAAACAUUAGGGAUUCCGGGACAAUAGAUUUUGCGUCUACGCCUACACCUGAGGAAAUCGUUCAGAAAUUACCUAAAGUUUGGAGGGUGCUUAUGGAACUGCUAAGUCAUCAAAAUGUAGCAGAAACAAAUACUACAGAGAAAGUAACUACUUGCUAUAAAUCUGUGGAAACCAAGUCUGGACCUGUAUUAGUGCCAAGUGUUAGUCAGACUUAUAUUAGAUUAAAAGAUUUAAUAAUGGAAAAGCUCACACUUAUCAAAGAAGUUAAUCGCAUGAAACAGCUCAAUUCACAUCUUGAAACUCGUUUAGAAAAACAAGAACGACGACUUUGUCUAGUUACCACGGAGUUAAGCAAAACAUGGCAUGUUGUCGGAAGAUUACGUAGACAUCAUCAUCAGUUACAUACCCAUGAAAAGAUACUAAAAUAUGAACUGCAACAAAAAAGAAAAUUGCUAAACGAGCUUAAAGAAGAAUUAGAAUAUUGCAGAGAAAAAUGGGAACAAGCAAGAGAAAAGAAUUCACAAUCUGAAAGAGACUGGAGAACAUUAAGAGCUGAAUUCACAAGUCGCAAAACAAAAUUAGGCUCACCUUCAUUCAACAAUUCGGGCGAAAGUGGUUACAGUGACGAAAGACCUUCAGAUGAAUCUUCCGAAUCCAAUGACGAAAGUGAAUAUGUCACAGAAUCGCCAAUAAGAUGCAAGAAAAAGUUGAAAAAGUCCUUUGAAACUAUUAUAGAUUCAAGCGCAGAUUUUAAUUUAGCAGCAGAAAGAGAAGAUCCUGCGAGUGACAUGUUAGAUGUCGCAGAUUUACCACAUGACGAUAGUCAUAGUGAAAACAUCUCAAGGAAUGAGUUAGUUUGUGAGGAAACUGAGGACGAAGUAUGUGAUAUCAAUGGAGACCCAUGUACGGAAGAUAUUAUUGUAAGACAAAAUCUAACAAAUGAUUCAUCGAUUAACUCAACAAUUUCACAAAAUGAGCACAUGGAUGUCAAUAAUGCAACUAGUUUUAGAAUUUCACAAGUCACAUCUUCGACAUCACACAGCCUGAUUGACCCCAAAGAUAAUCUCCAAAAUGAAAGACUGCCAAAUAAAGAUGAAAAAUUUGUUGAAUUGGAGGAAAACAGUGCAUCUUUGUUACAGGAAGUGCAUCAUUCAGCUGAAUUUAACAAAGAAGUCAAUAAAAAUUUGGAUCAUAUUUUAAAUCAGCCUACAACUAGUAGAGAUGUUCAAAAUAUUAGCACUAUAACAAAAGAUAAUGAAUCGGAAUUGUCUAAUCAGUCUCUUGAAUUAAAUGAUAAAAAAUUUGAGACCUGUGAUAGUCAUAUUAAUGAUAACAGUGAUAUAAAUACAACGACACAGUCCGGGGAAAAUUCAAAAAGAAAUAUUGAUGAAUCUCCAGAGCUUAACCGUUUCCAAUCAAUUUUAGAAAGUAUCAAAAGACAAGAUGAGCGUCUAGCGGAAAAAGAUAAACGGUUUCAAGAAUUGGAAGGUGGUUGUUCCGAUGUAUUAAGCAGUAUUAAUAAUACUCUGCAAACAGGGGAAAAUUUAAAGCAAAGAUUGACCAUACUACAUGCUAGAAAUAUGAAUAGUAACGAUUUUGAAGACAAAUCUGAAGACGAAGACUCUAAAGACAGUUCUUCUACAAACGGAGAUGAAGCCGAGCCGUCGACAUCUAGCGACAUUGAUCAUGAAGCAAGAUUUGCUGCCAGAGAUAUUCGUUUAAAGAGAUUAGAAGAACAAACAAAGUCAUUGGUCAACAAAGUAAAUAAAACAACAUCAAAAGGAGUCAAAAUAAAUUACAAACUAGAAGAGCUUCACAAUAUUUACGGUUCCGACAAUUCACGUGCCGGAACUCCGUCUGAAGAAAACGAAGACAAAAAUGAUGACGUAGAAGCUUAAAAUGAACAUAAUAAAGUAUUAUGGCUGCAUAAACACUAGGUAUAUACUUAUACAUAGGUAAGGAAAAUAAAUUUCUCUUAUUAUUUAAACGUCUGUAAUCAAAAUUGCAAUUGGAUAAAUUGAUUUUAAUAAAAUACCUUUAUGU